Molecule: messenger RNA, 1254 nt
Organism: Arachis ipaensis
Lineage: Eukaryota; Viridiplantae; Streptophyta; Magnoliopsida; Fabales; Fabaceae
Source: RefSeq, a predicted model, not a curated record
AUGUGCUAUUUCAUUUACUUAGACAUUGAUAAGAGCUGGAUUACAAAGCGACGAGGUAGUGUAGAAUAUAGGGAUGGACUGAAUAUAUUCCUUGACUUUGCAUUUGCCAAUGCAUCAUCCGAUGGGAUGAUACAUUGUCCAUGCCCUAUGUGUGGGUUCUGGUUUUUCCAGACUAGAGAAGAUGCAUAUGACCAUCUUCUGAUGAAACCAUUUCCCCCUAACUAUACCUUUUGGUUACAUCACGGUGAAAGGAUCAUAGACGAGAGAACCAGCGGUAGGGAAGAACUAGAUACCACUAUAAAUUCAGGAGAUCAAAUGCAAGCCAUGGUCCAUAACGCAUUCAAUUUGACGGGACUGCAGAGUGAGGAUGAAGACUCAUUGGAUGGGCAUGUUGGAGACAUUGCGGAUGGGUUGCCGUACUUAUCUAAUAAACCUAGUCACGAGGCUCGUGCCUUUCAAGACUUGCUUAAGGACGGCGAGCAGGAGUUAUAUCCGGGAUGCUCAAGAUUCUCGAAGCUGUCUUUCUUGGUGAGGCUGUACCAUAUCAAGUGCAUGUACAGAGUGAGCGACAAGGCUUUCGGACUGAUUCUAGAGCUAUUGGGGGAUGCCUUUGAGCAUGCACGGAUUCCAAAGACCUUGCACGAUGCCAAGAGGAUCAUAAGAAAGCUGGAUAUUGAGUACAAGAAGAUAGAUGCAUGCCCGAAUGACUGCAUGCUAUUCCAGGGUUCCGACCACGACCUGUCUAGAUGCAAGCGGUGUGGAGCAUCCAGGUGGAAGCAAAAGACUAGGAAGAAUUCUUUAGUAAGGAUCAACACCGUUGUCAAGAAGAAUGGUAAACCUCAGGCGGCGAAAGUUUUUCGUUAUUUUCCUCUGAUUCCACGGUUGCAGCGAUUAUUCAUGUCAAGCAAGACAGCUGUGGACAUGUUGUGGCACAAGAGACGAACCAACUCUGACGGUUCCUUGAGGCAUCCUAGAGACGGCGAGGGUUGGAAAGCAUUUGACAUGAAAUAUAUUGACUUUUCUGGCGAUCCGCGCAAUGUUCGCUUAGCCCUGGCCAGUGAUGGCUUCAAUCCUUAUGGAAACCUCAGUUCAAAGUACUCAAUAUGGCCAGUGAUUCUUAUUCCAUACAACUUGCCCCCAUGGAUUUGCAUGAAACAGACCAACUUUAUUCUCUCUAUGAUUAUUCCCGAUCCUAAAAUGCCUGGCAAUGACAUAGAUGUAUACCUACAGCCGCUGAUCGAUGAGUUGAAGUAG